AUGUUUAAUCGCAGUUGUUUGAUGCGAUUUAAAAUCGGCAGACGCAUGACUUUUCCUUGUAUUGAGCGGUUCUUCGGUACUUCAAGUGAUGAUAGUGCUAGUUCGCAAACUGAAAGCCUGCAAAGAUUUGAAAUAUCAGGGAAAAGUGCGCCCGAAAUUAGGAAGGAAUCAAGAAUCACAACUUCCAAAGCUACAACAGAUGAGAAUUUAAAACCAGAAAACAUACGAAAAAAAUUAUUGGAGCUUAAGCGAAGAAAGAACUGGAAAAAACCGAAAGUAAAUGAAGUGGCAACGGAAGAAAUUUUGGCAGCUAUUAAUUCCAUAGUUAAGGACUUCCAUUAUAAUGGCAUCUCUGAUGAACGAAGAACCAGAAAUGAAUUGAUUGGAAAGUUGAUGGAAUAUGAGAAGGAAAAAUUUGAAGCGGCAACCAGUGCACAAUACAGUGAAUUGUUAUCCGAUAGAUCUUUUGCCACUUUUCUAGAAAGUCUUAAGGAUGAAACAGCUAGACCUCCACCAAGGGCUGUGGAAAAGCGACAAAUGCGCCAAGGGCUAUUACUGCUGAAGCGUGAAAUAUUUUAUCAAGCUGUUCAGUCAGCUCACAAAGUAGAGGAUGCUCGUAGAAUUGCCGAGUAUGCAGUGAAAAUAGCCGAAAAGAGGGCAGCUGGAAAACAAGAAAUUCUGAUGCAAAAUUAUACAGAAGAACAAAAGAAGAAUAUGCUGGAAGAAAUUGAGCAGACCGAAAAAGAGAGUGCUUUUUAUAAUAUCGCACUACAAUUAGCAGGCAAAAUGAUUUAUCCGGAUGGUCUAUUAUCAGAUGAACCGCAUAUAGCUUCUUCCAAUGCUAUUCAUCCCGAUUGUCGUGUGAAAAACAUAUUCAAAAAUACUGAGAACAAGUUGAACAUUUUCAAAAUAGCGGAUAUACCAAAAUUGAAAGAUCACUCAGUGAAGCAGUGGUGUAAAUGGGAUAAAGAUGCUGCAGCGAUAUGGAACUCUUCAUUCGGUCCAUCUAAUGCCUUCGAGGAAAUGAUUGAGCUAACAAAACAAGGGAAAAUGUGGCCUUAUCCAAUCGACAACGAAUAUCAGAUUGGCGAUGAGGAAAACGUUGACUUUUACAACCAUAUAUUUCUGGAUAAAUAUCUCGCCCGGUACAGCUUACCAGAAGAAGGACCUGUCGCACAAUUUAUGGAGCUAGUUUGUAUAGGAUUAUCUAAAAAUCCCUAUAUGUCAAUCAAGAAAAAACAUGCUCAUCUUGAUUGGUUUGCCAACUAUUUCAAAGAGAAAGCAAAAGAAAUUAAACGGAUCCAAGAAAGUGCCGGUGUGUUAAUGGAAGGUUCGAUUUAA
Messenger RNA from Brugia malayi, 1341 nucleotides. RefSeq lists its product as uncharacterized. The transcript has 9 exons. Gene Ontology annotation, molecular function: structural constituent of ribosome. The coding region runs from base 1 to 1341 and encodes 446 amino acids. NCBI's taxonomy places the organism in Eukaryota, Metazoa, Nematoda, Chromadorea, Rhabditida, Onchocercidae. The record is from RefSeq and is a predicted model, not a curated record. Gene Ontology annotation, cellular component: mitochondrial small ribosomal subunit.